Chiloscyllium plagiosum (whitespotted bambooshark) is the source of this 4511-nucleotide messenger RNA. RefSeq names its product polyadenylate-binding protein-interacting protein 2-like. Lineage: Eukaryota; Metazoa; Chordata; Chondrichthyes; Orectolobiformes; Hemiscylliidae. Gene Ontology annotation, molecular function: mRNA regulatory element binding translation repressor activity. The record is from RefSeq and is a predicted model, not a curated record. Gene Ontology annotation, biological process: negative regulation of translational initiation. Gene Ontology annotation, cellular component: cytoplasm.
CCCCGGGCUGGUGCGGGCGCUCGAGCUCGAGAAUCCGUUUGUGCGCGUGCACGUUCGCUUGCCUGCUGCUGAGAGAGACACACACAUAAGAGAAAGGGUUUUUAAACGUGGCUGACGAGAGUGACUAUCCUGGAACAACUUUCUCUUCUGAUCAUUUCAACAACUGAGGAAAAUGACAGAUUCUCUGGACAUGAAGGCGCCUAAUAUGACAAACACACCAGGCUCUGGGGCACAGGAGAUUAUAGUAUCCAACGGACACACUGAAAGUGAGCCCAACCCUUUUGCUGAAUACAUGUGGAUGGAGCAUGAAGAAGAAUAUAACAGACAGGUAGAAGAAGAAUUAUGGGAGGAAGAAUUCUUGGAGCGUUGUUUUCAGGAAAUGCUGGAUGAGGAGGACCAGGAAUGGUUUAUUCCUGAACGGGAUUUGCCAGCUAUCAACCAGAUGCAACAACAAAUGAAUGGAUUAUCCAUAAAUGACAGCAGCAAGACAGAGGAACUCGUGAGUAAAAGUACUCUGAAUCCUGAUGCCAAGGAAUUUGUUCCUGGAGUGAAGUACUGAAAUUCUGAAAGUCUUGCAAGCUGCCCUCUGCUGGAGGAAGCAACAAAAAAAAAUACAAUUUCUGAACACUGUGAAGCAAGUCACUUUUUAGGAGGGCCUAUUUGUUAUUGAUGCUAUUGGAUUACCCACCUUCUUCCCCUUCUCAACCGAAGACUGUUUUAGAUUUACUGGGUUUAUUUUGGCUUGUUUCAGCUUUGUUACAAAAACAGCUUGGCCCUUUCACACUUUCCAUUACGUGCAAGGCCAAGUUGGCAUGCUCUUGUUGGUGUACGGUGUUCCAUCUGCCACAUAUCACAUUGGGUCUGUUACUUAAAAUGACUGGUUUCAUAGCUUUGUUGGGGAAAGAGGUGAAUUGAAUGCAAUGCCAGCUUAAAACUUGCUCAGUUUAGGGUACCCUGUAUCUCCUGGAAGAAAAGUUUAAAGUGAGAGUACCCUUUUUAAAACAAUAUUUAAAAUUGGCUUAAGCGAAAUAUCAAAAGCACUUUGCCAAAUGAAGUUGGUUCUAAAAGAAUUGAAAACCACCAACUGCUGGAACCUCACAGGCACACGCACGGAGUCACACACAGUCACAACUUUUUUUUUAACUGCCUGAUUAUUAUCUCCCCUCUUUUCACUGCUAUGAGAGCCUUACAAAGAGGGAUGUAGAAUAGCUAUUCAGAAUACAGUAUUACCACUGCCAUUAUAUGUUGUCAGUUUUAUGGUCUAAGCAAAUUUCCUUCUAAAGUAACAUUGCAUCUAGCAGUAAAAAGAAGCUAAAUAUGUUACAAUGCACAUUGUAAGAUCUUAAAAAUACAGUAUAUAUAUCUUUUUGGGGUUUUGUUUUGAAGUGCAGCCCAAACGGGCUAAAAAAAAUUCAAAUGGGGUGCUGUUUGUCUAGUUUGUGUGGGGAAAUACUCUACUGACUGAAAAUUAGGUUGCGCUUUUCAUGGCGGUGGGCGUUAGGGGGCCAUGAAAGUUUGCCCAAGGUACAGAAUCUGCAAAUGCUCGGCAGAGAUUUUUAUGUAGCAAAUACCUGACAUAAAGAGCCAGUCUUGAAUUAUCACACAAUCAUCCAUGCUUGCAUUUGCCUCAACAGUGAAAAUGGCAUCACUGCUGCAGUGAUGAGCUCAUUUCAUUCUAGGAAGAUGAUUCUUUGUUCAUGGUUCAAAUUUUAUUUUAUUUUUCUUUUCUUGUCUAGGGGACAAAUUAAUGCAAAAAAAAAAGCUGGCAUGUAGCUUCUUAAAAUAAGCUUCUCUAAAGUUUCCAUCAGUGAAAAGUUUGCAAGUUUAACGUUUGAAAGUGAUUUUUUUAAAAAAUCAUGAAUAAAUUCUUUGAGGGGUGGGGAUGCACUGGCACAGGACCUGAUGGUAUGAGAGUGGUUUGGCAAACUAAGUCAUAUGUAAAGUUAAUAGCUUUUCAUUUAGCACAGCAUUUCAGUGGGAGGAAAUUGAAUCGGGUCUAAAGUUCUGAAGCUCACUUUAUUCAUUAAAUGCACUUGAUGUUCUGUCAGUUGAUCAGAAAGCACAGAAAUAACACUUUCCAAUUUAGGAAUGAAACAUAGAUCUGAUGCCUAAUUUCCUUCUGAAAGUUAUUAGUUAAUCCAAUUCAGCAUCUUUUGUAGGAAUGGGUGGGGGAACAACCUUAUUCUUGAAUGUGGUGCUUUGGUCGCUGAUUUAUGAAUUUUGGUGCUGGGAAAAUUCCUUCCAGUGGGUGUGAUUAGGUACUGAGAUGUUGCAAUUUUCUGUGAAUUUAACGAUUUUGAGCUCAUCAGACUUCCACUUUUCCAAACCAUCUUCACUUAAAAUCAUCCAGGUCUUUAACAGGUGGGAUUUUCAGCCCGUUAGCACUUGUAUGGUUUUAAAUAUUGAAGCCGCUGUACUCCUUGCUGGGCCUUGUAUCGGCUCAUAAUAACAAAACUGUGUUUUACUGAUGAUGAUUUGUUUUAGUUUACUCUGUAGAAGACCUUCAAAAUAUUUUCAUUGCCCCAAUUUCCUGUUCCACCUAGCUAAUCCCACAAACUUUGUUGGUUUAGCUUUUUUAGUGUUAUCUAGUUAUGAGAGCAUCUCAAGAAUCUAGAAUGAAAUGACAACUGAGAUGCUUCAGCAGUUUUCAUAAUAAUUGAUUAUUUACUAAUAGUUUCCUAUUUUCUCCUCACUUCUACCCACUGUUCUGGUUCUGAACAAGGUAAUGCCUUUACUACCAAUUCUGCUACAAAGGUAGUAGAAAUUCCAUUAUAGUUUCUUAAUUGUUUUUACAUGUAAUGAUGCAGUAUAUUUGGUUGUGGCCUAAAGCAUCUGUUUGUGCCUCCUUCACUGCCCAAGUAAAGAGCAACUUCAUACUGUUGCUAAUAAAUCAUAAGUAUAAUUUUUUGCAUAACUUGUAUCAUACCACAGAACACUAUUAUAAAUUAACUUUCCUAUUUUACAGACUGGAUGGAUGAUGUUUUAUUCUGACGCUUGACUCUUGACCCUUAAAUUUGAAAGGAUUUUGAGAUAUUUCAAUCUGUUUCAAGGUGACAUGUUUUAACUUUUCCCCCUGGUGACCAAUCACACAGCAGUAGUGGCUUUUUUUAAUGAAAAUGCAUUAAUGUAUGUCGAAACUACUUUCACCGUACUGUCAGUAUUAUGUGCUUCUGAGUCAGUUAUAAUGUGAGCCAGGUGGCCUCCUCAAUUGCAUCAUGCCUUCACUAAAACAGUACUCACAUCUGCUUUACUCUAAUCUGACAUUCCUUUUCUCCAAACAUAUUAUGGUCUCUGGGUUGUGUCAGAUGCUGCUGAAUUGAGGUCACUUUUGUGUUGCAUAGGUGCCCACUAAAUGCAUUACUUUUGUUUGGAGCAGGAUUGUUGAUGCCAUCAGUCUAAAGGAUUGGAAGCUAGAUUCUGGAGUUAAUGAGUUUGAUGUCCUGGUAGCCUAGUGACUAAAAGCAGCAUCCCAUGUGUGAAAUGAUGCAGACCAGAUGGCUCUCGAUGCAAUUUUUGGUGUGUACCAAGAAAGUUGAUCAAAUCAGACAGUAACAAUGAAUAGUUUGCUAUUAGAACUGUACUCCUAGACUAAAGGAAAGAUCCAGCUCUUUAUUAGAACCUGGUAGAAAAAUGCACAUAAGUGAAUGUUUCGCUGAAACAAGAUUUGGUUCAAAACACUGACCUCCAGAGUUGAAUUGUCUGCUUCUGAACAACCCUUUUGAUGAAUAGUCACUUUUAAGGUAUUGGGGCAGCCAGUACUGACCGACUGUUUUUCAGCAUAAGUCAGUGUCUUUCAGAUGAUCAAAAUUUGAAUGGUCUAGUUGGUGAUGUUUAGGAGGAGGAUGUUCUGUUGUGACAACUUAUCCCUUUGUUGGAAAACUUCCUAAUGUUUUCCAAAACUGAUCUCAAAUUGAUAGUUCUGUUUUAUUUUUCUGAAGCAGUUACUUUUGUCACUGUCAGUUAUUUUACUGUGCCUGCCUGUCCAAAUAGAGUAAAAUGCUGAUAGCUGUCCUCUUCUAAUUAUUCUAUAAUAUUGCCAUAAUCAUGAACUUUCAGGGAAAAUACUUCAUCACAAUGUAAUUUUAGUAUUCAAGAAAAUAAGAAGUUUAUUCCUUUUGAAGAAACAGGGUGUUGCAUUCGAGGUAAGUGUAUGUAGCAUUUAAAAUUAAUGUGUGGCAACUAUUCUGCCCCUCUCCACCUAACUCUCCUAUCUUGAAUUAUUAAGAAGAGAAUAUAAACCAUGCCCAAUUGAGAAUGGUUCCAAACUUGCAUUUCUUCAGUGCAAUAAUAACAGGGAUUUGAAGCAAUGAGAUGAAUGAAGCAAAGUUGCAGAAGAGCACGGAUAACUUUUCUGAAUAGCAGCAAGAUUUAAUUUGGCCAUUUGUGAAUUCUAAGGAAAUCUUUGGCAAUUAAAUGUAUUUUAUGUAUCAAAAUUCCCAUCGUCGUUCAAAGCAUCAAAAAUGUGACCAGGCAAUUUAACUUCUGGCUUCUGGUUUACAAUUUUUCAUUCU